CUUCUCCUAGAAAUGACUGCUGUUACUGCAGGCAACGUUAACUUCAAAUGGGACCCCAAAAGCUUGGAGAUAAGAACACUGGCGGUUGAAAGACUACUUGAGCCUCUUGUUACACAGGUAACAACACUGGUUAACACUAGCAACAAGGGCCCCUCUAAUAAGAAGCGAGGGCGUUCUAAAAAGGCCCAUGUUUUGGCUGCUUCAGUUGAACAAGCAACAGAGAAUUUCCUGGAGAAAGGAGACAAAAUUGCAAAAGAGAGCCAGUUCCUUAAAGAGGAGCUGGUAGCGGCUGUGGAAGAUGUUCGCAAGCAAGGUGACUUGAUGAAGAGCGCUUCGGGGGAGUUUGCAGAUGACCCCUGCUCCUCUGUGAAACGAGGGAACAUGGUCCGAGCGGCGCGCGCUCUCCUCUCCGCCGUUACUCGACUGCUGAUUUUGGCUGACAUGGCGGAUGUCUACAAGCUGCUUGUUCAACUUAAAGUGGUGGAAGAAGGUAUCUUAAAACUAAGAAAUGCUGGCACGGAGCAGGAUUUGGGUAUCCAGUACAAAGCCCUUAAACCAGAAGUGGACAAGCUUAACAUAAUGGCAGCCAAAAGACAACAGGAGUUGAAAGAUGUGGGUCACCGUGAUCAAAUGGCGGCAGCCAGAGGAAUUCUGCAGAAGAACGUUCCCAUUCUUUAUACGGCAUCCCAGGCCUGUCUGCAGCACCCUGAUGUAGCUGCUUACAAAGCCAACAGGGACUUGAUCUACAAACAGCUUCAGCAGGCGGUCACGGGCAUCUCAAACGCAGCUCAAGCAACUGCAUCAGAUGAUGCUGCCCAGCAGCAGGGUGGAGGUGGAGAGCUGGCGUAUGCUCUGAACAACUUUGAUAAACAAAUUAUUGUGGAUCCAUCGACCUUCAGUGAAGAACGUUUCAGGCCUUCCCUGGAAGAGCGCCUGGAGAGCAUCAUUAGCGGAGCAGCCCUGAUGGCUGAUUCAUCCUGCACACGUGAUGACCGACGGGAACGUAUAGUUGCCGAGUGUAAUGCAGUGCGACAGGCCUUGCAGGAUCUACUUUCAGAAUACAUGGGGAAUUGCACUUAUGGAAAUUGGUUGGAUCGCAAGUGCAAGGCUGGACGCAAAGAGAGAAGCGAUGCGCUGAACUCUGCGAUUGAUAAAAUGACCAAAAAGACCAGAGACUUGCGUAGACAGCUCCGCAAAGCUGUUAUGGACCAUGUAUCAGACUCUUUUCUGGAAACAAAUGUUCCGCUUUUAGUAUUGAUUGAAGCUGCCAAGAAUGGGAAUGAAAAAGAAGUUAAAGAAUAUGCCCAGGUUUUCCGUGAACACGCCAACAAAUUGAUCGAGGUUGCCAACUUGGCCUGUUCCAUCUCAAACAACGAAGAAGGUGUGAAAUUGGUUCGCAUGUCCGCCAGCCAGCUUGAAGCCCUGUGUCCCCAGGUAAUUAACGCUGCGCUGGCUCUGGCUGCUAAACCCCAAAGCAAGCUGGCUCAGGAAAACAUGGACCUCUUCAAAGAGCAGUGGGAGAAGCAAGUCCGCGUGCUGACGGAUGCUGUCGAUGACAUCACUUCCAUUGAUGACUUCCUGGCUGUAUCAGAGAAUCAUAUUUUGGAAGAUGUAAACAAGUGUGUCAUUGCUCUCCAAGAAAAAGAUGUUGAUGGUUUAGACCGCACAGCUGGUGCAAUUCGAGGACGUGCUGCUAGAGUCAUUCACGUCGUCACUUCUGAAAUGGAUAACUACGAACCUGGAGUCUACACUGAGAAGGUGUUGGAAGCGACCAAGUUACUGUCCAACACAGUUAUGCCGCGGUUUACUGAGCAAGUAGAAGCUGCUGUGGAAGCACUGAGUUCGGACCCUGCGCAGCCAAUGGAUGAAAAUGAAUUUAUCGAUGCGUCGCGACUGGUGUACGAUGGAAUACGAGAUAUCAGGAAAGCCGUACUGAUGAUCCGGACUCCUGAAGAGUUGGAUGAUUCUGACUUUGAGACUGAGGAUUUUGAUGUCCGGAGCAGAACAAGUAUUCAGACUGAAGACGAUCAGCUCAUUGCUGGACAAAGCGCGAGGGCUAUCAUGGCUCAGCUCCCUCAAGAGCAGAAAGCUAAGAUCGCUGAGCAAGUCGCAAGCUUCCAGGAAGAAAAGAGUAAAUUGGAUGCCGAAGUAUCAAAAUGGGAUGACAGCGGUAACGAUAUAAUUGUUCUGGCAAAACAAAUGUGUAUGAUUAUGAUGGAAAUGACAGACUUCACCAGAGGUAAAGGUCCGCUGAAAAAUACGUCGGAUGUGAUUAGCGCAGCCAAGAAGAUUGCAGAGGCUGGGUCGAGGAUGGACAAGCUGGGACGGACUAUUGCUGACCAUUGCCCCGAUUCUGCGUGCAAGCAGGACCUCCUGGCCUACCUGCAGCGCAUCGCGCUCUAUUGCCAUCAGCUGAACAUCUGCAGCAAAGUGAAGGCUGAAGUUCAGAACCUCGGAGGAGAGCUGGUUGUGUCUGGGGUGGACAGUGCCAUGUCUCUCAUCCAAGCGGCCAAGAACCUGAUGAACGCGGUGGUGCAAACCGUGAAGGCUUCCUACGUGGCGUCGACCAAGUACCAGAAGUCCCAGGGCAUGGCUUCGCUCAAUCUGCCCGCCGUCUCUUGGAAGAUGAAGGCUCCGGAGAAGAAACCUCUGGUCAAGAGGGAGAAACAGGACGAAACCCAAACUAAAAUCAAGAGAGCGUCCCAGAAGAAACACGUGAACCCGGUGCAGGCUCUCAGUGAAUUCAAGGCGAUGGAGAGUAUUUAACGAGAGGUCUCUCUCUGUCUUGGUUUGUUGUUUUUUUUUCCUUUAGCCCACUACUGCUACUUUCAGAACUCUACUUUUAAUAAUCUAAGGAUUUUUCCAAAGUUUACUAUUCCUCAAAAUGUAUUUACUUAAUAUAAUUUUGAUAACUUUGUUUAGAUUACGUGGGGAAAUACUCAGAAUUUCUAAGUCCUAUCAAUAUAGCUUCAGCCUGCGGAAGUGUGUUCGUUUAGAUUGCUUUUAGGAGACAGGGGUGUAUUUCUAGUGGAAAAUUAUUUUGUAUAAUCUUGCUUUAAAUAAAAUAUUCUAUAACCAAAGAGGAUUUUACAGUAACACUAACGGUUAACACUAACAGUCGAAUCGUGCUACUCGGAGACUGCAGUUU
Charadrius vociferus (killdeer) is the source of this 3148-nucleotide messenger RNA. It is a transcript of the gene CTNNA1, whose product is annotated as catenin (cadherin-associated protein), alpha 1, 102kDa. The record is from RefSeq and is a predicted model, not a curated record. The coding region runs from base 13 to 2766 and encodes 917 amino acids. Gene Ontology annotation, biological process: cell migration; cell-cell adhesion. Lineage: Eukaryota; Metazoa; Chordata; Aves; Charadriiformes; Charadriidae. Gene Ontology annotation, cellular component: catenin complex; actin cytoskeleton; adherens junction. Gene Ontology annotation, molecular function: beta-catenin binding; structural molecule activity; actin filament binding. The transcript is spliced from 20 exons.